CCCGUGGCCGCCGCCGCCAUUUCGGGCGCUGCUGGGAGGCUGCUACCGGAGCCGGUCCGCUGGGCGGCGGGCGCCAGGGCUGGAGGGGCGCGCGUGGCGGCGGCGGCCCAGCGUGAAGGCGCGGAGGCGGCCAUGGCGGGCAACUUCGACUCGGAGGAGCGGAGUAGCUGGUACUGGGGCCGCUUGAGCCGGCAGGAGGCGGUGGCGCUAUUGCAGGGCCAGCGGCACGGGGUGUUCCUGGUGCGGGACUCGAGCACCAGCCCCGGGGACUAUGUGCUCAGCGUCUCCGAAAACUCGCGUGUCUCCCACUACAUCAUCAACAGCAGUGGCCCGCGCCCUCCAGUGCCUCCGUCGCCCGCUCAGCCUCCGCCGGGAGUGAGUCCCUCCCGGCUCCGAAUAGGAGAUCAAGAAUUUGAUUCAUUGCCUGCUUUACUGGAAUUCUACAAAAUACACUAUUUGGACACUACAACAUUGAUAGAACCAGUUUCCAGAUCCAGGCAGGGUAGUGGAGUGAUUCUCAGGCAGGAGGAGGCAGAGUAUGUGCGAGCCCUUUUUGACUUUAAUGGGAAUGAUGAAGAAGAUCUUCCCUUUAAGAAAGGAGACAUCCUGAGAAUCCGGGAUAAGCCUGAAGAGCAGUGGUGGAAUGCGGAGGACAGCGAAGGAAAGAGGGGGAUGAUUCCAGUCCCUUACGUGGAGAAGUAUAGACCUGCCUCCGCCUCAGUAUCGGCUCUGAUUGGAGGUAACCAGGAGGGUUCCCACCCACAGCCACUGGGUGGGCCGGAGCCUGGGCCCUAUGCCCAACCCAGCGUCAACACUCCGCUCCCUAACCUCCAGAAUGGGCCCAUUUAUGCCAGGGUUAUCCAGAAGCGAGUCCCUAAUGCCUACGACAAGACAGCCUUGGCUUUGGAGGUCGGUGAGCUGGUAAAGGUUACGAAGAUUAAUGUGAGUGGUCAGUGGGAAGGGGAGUGUAAUGGCAAACGAGGUCACUUCCCAUUCACACAUGUCCGUCUGCUGGAUCAACAGAAUCCUGAUGAGGACUUCAGCUGAGUAUAGCUCAACAGUUUGCUGACAGAUGGGAACAAUCUGUUUCCCCCCCAAUUGCCAUCUAUACAAUUUUCUUACAGGUGUCAAAAGCAGUCUAGUUUAUAUAAGCAUUCUGUUACCUGUGAUCUUUUUAAAGACUGAAUUACUCCAUUCUUACUCGUAUUUACCAUAUUCAGGGUACGAAACUGGAGGGUUUGUGUGGUUAACUUCUGAAUUGGCAAUUUUAGGUGGUAGUGGCCAUGCCUGUAUGAGAAGAGGUAAAUACUUUGCCUCCUUUCCCUUGGGCAGUAUAGAUCAACCUGUGGAAAACUGAUGGUCAGGAAAAGAAUGUUACACACUGCUUACCCUGAUUUCUUCAGCGGUUCUGUUUUCAUUCUGAAACCAUGCUAUCAAAUGGCAGCAGACUGUUCCCUCCCACUGCCAUGAAGUAAUCAUGCACUGUGUGAAUAUUACCCAGUGGGAUUGCAUUUGCAUUUAUGGACCAUGACCAUUGUAUGACUCAUUCUGACAUUUCAAAUCCUGAGGAUUCUGAGAACACUACUAGAGGCAUUUGUCUUCCUUCCCAGUCAAUGCUUCACACUUUUUUUUUGGAUUUUUUCCUUGUUACUCUCUUCCCCUGUACCUGCAAGUGGCCUGAUUCUUAGGAUAAUGAGUAUCUUCAUUCCAGUUGAGAAGCAGGAUGUGCAGAGCACUUUAUUCAGUGCAUAGCUUUAAGCCAGUAUUGGAUUCACUCAGUGGAUAAACUACCAGCUCUCUGCCUUCCCCCAAGGGGGCAUCAUAGGUUCACACUGCUACCACAGCUAUGAGACUCCUUGCUGAUGGAACGGAUCCGGCAGGGCCAUUUCUCCUGAUUGCUAGUAUCCUAAUGGGAUACUUAGAGCUCUCAGAUUCUACUUGGAGUGGAAGGACCAAUCACUUACUGUAUCCUGUUGAAGGUAUCAGGGGCCAAACUCUGCCCUCUGCAUCAUGUGCAAGUUGUAUAAAAGGCAGAUUAGAAUUCUAUGCAUUCGGGGUAGGAUUAGUACUUUGAAAACUGUGCCAGUCAUAAAUUACUUAUAUAUCAUUUUACAUGGCCAAAAUAGUUCUUGAAGUACAUUACAUUAUAAAUUGCCUUCAUUUGGGUUUUCCUUUGUCCAGAUUUAGUUUAUAUGCCCUUUAAAAUAUAGAAUGAUUUAUGUGGGGUCAGAUGCUCCAAAGAAUAGGCCUAUGAGGCCACAGAUGAUUUAGGGUUUCUUUAGACUGUAACAUGAGACUUUUGGGUGAUAAAGGCACUUGCUGGUCUCUGGUGUGGUAUGACCAAUAGAAACACCUUAUACUUCGCUUUGAACCUCAUUUUAGAAAAAUAAUACACCUUCUUAGUUGUCCUGUAUAGAUUAAUAUGAUGAAUUUGCAUUCUUUGAACAUAUACCAAAUCAUGGUAUUGCAGUGACUAGCACGUUGCUUAGCACGUGCGUAGAAAUUUUGUGUGAAAGAAUGAGCAGAGGCAGAAAUUUAUUACAUGGCCCAGGGACACCAGCUGGUAUAAGAUUGCAUACAUUACCACAGGCAAACUAAUCAGUUGAUGCUGAUUUAAUACAUUUUUACCUCCCUCUAAGGUAAAUGCUUGAUAAAGACAUUAAUACUCAAUUUUGGAGAUGUUGGCACAGUGCUAAGUACAUAGUAGGUGCUCGUUGAGUGGGCAGAUUUGCAGUAUGUUACAUAUUCCACCUGACUACUUGGUUCAGUUUUCAGUUAGUAUAGAUACUGUAAAUUCCAAUGGACAUUAAAUCUUGUUUUCCUAAGCCAGGCAUUAGUCCCUUUAGUCCCAGCACUUGGAUGGUAGGGGCAGGUGGGUCUCUGAGUUUGAGGCCAGCCUCAAACUACAGAGCUAAUUCCAGGACAGUCAGGGUUCCCAAAUGAGAUCUUGUCUCAAAAGCCAAAUGAAAUAAUUUUUAAAAAAAACCAAAAAACUCUGAAAUUAAGGCAUCUAAAAUAUUUGUAGAAAAUCCUUGUCACAACUGAUUUGAAUGUUUGUAUUUUCUUUUGCCUUUGAUGCUGGCUUGUACUAUCUCUUCAUUAUGUGUGGUGUUGAUGGGAUACACAGCUCUACGCGGAUCAGAACUCCUCGGUGAUAAGUUGUUCAGAGCCAUUACGUGAAGUUUGGUUGGAUUUGGCUGGGUGUAGCAGUUAUUGGACCUCAAGAGAUCAAAGGACUUCUUACAAAUAUCUUCCAAAAAUAGCAAGUGCUAGAAUCCUAGUCAAGUGCAUAUGUCCAUUGUCCCAGAGCAAAGUAACCUGAAAUUGGCUGCUAUGUUUUAUAUAAUCACUUCUGCAAGAGCCCACUUUUGGAUACUAAUAUUUGACAUGGUUAAUUCUUAUUAAUUUGUUGGAAUUGUUUAUUAAUAAUGCAAAUAGAUAAUUUUAAUUUUCCACGAGUAACAUUUCACUAUUAAUGGUUUGAAGUGGGUGAUAAGCAAACCGAUUUGAAAUAAAAUAUGAACAUGUGCCAUUGUAUUAUAACACUAUACACUUUCUUGACAGUUAAAUUUUAAAAAAUGGUUUUUUUUUGUAGCAUGUAUUGUAUAUGUUUAUAGUAUAUGUAGUAAAUAAAAGUAUGGCCAAAUGUUUGGCUUGGUGAUCUUUUGGAGAAAAUAAUCUUGGAAUAUUUGUCACAGAAGAGUGAACCCUUUAUGUUUUACGGAGUAGAAGGGUGUCUCAACUGCCCAUCAAUAGUCACAUAAACUGUUAUAUACAUGGUGGGUGCUUAAAGAUGGGGCUGAUCCUUCGGUCUGCUGUGGGAUCUCUAGAAAGUAUGACACUACUGUGAGGGCAACAUAAAAACAAUCACCUGUGAAAUCUAAAAGAAGCAGGUUGUAAACAACACCAGACUCGGCUGGAAAAGGGUUCUUGUGAGUGUAAGAAGAUGACAAUGUGUAGGAACUCUGUAGACUUUAGACAGCUGGUCUUUAGCAUGUUAGUUUAGGUGCUCUAUUCGUUUCCCCUUUUUAAUGCAAUUAGCAGGUACUCACGGAAGGUUCUAAAGGUAACAACAACGGCAAAAAGUAGAUUGUACAUUUCUGAAUAGUCUACCCAUCCUUCCCCGAGGUGUGUGCCCCAAAUUGACAUCAUUUACUCUAGGAUUGGGAGCUAUAGUUUCAUGGUGCUGUGGCAUGUCCUCAUCAUCUCAGCACUUCCCAGGCCGUGGAAUUAUUUGAACACAGGAGUUUGAGGUCAGCCUGAAUAACUUAGCAAAACCUGUCUACUAAAUACCUAGCAGACACAUUUCAUAUAUUGCCUAUAUUAUACUAUGUCUUAGACUCAAAACAGCACCUCAUAGUUGCUGCUGUGGACUUCGGAGUAUCUCAGUGUAGAACUAAAGCAGUUUCCUCCAGUGGGAUCCAACUUUGGCAUUUGCAAGCUUAACAGCAAGGUGAUUAAGUGUAUUUCAACUUUUGAUCAAAUAAACUGUCCAACUUUUGUUUUACUAUGUUGAAUGUUGGGGUUCCUUUACAUAGUGUCAGAGUGUUCACACAGCCCAUGUUUAGUAGCUCACGGAACCUCAGAAGUUUUUUCAUAAAUGUGGAGAGAGGAUGGUUGCAUAGAAAAUGGGGAAAGAGGCCCAGAUGUAGGAGUAGGAACUGAAGGAGCUCUGCCCCACUCCCACUGUAAAGAAAUUGAACUUUGGCUAGUCUUCUCCCCUCCCCCACUGACUACCACACACACACACACACACACACACACCUUUACUUUGGGUUCCAACUUAAAUGUAGCUGCCUUGGAGAUGUUCUCAAACUCCCAAGUAAGUCCUGUUAUCUUCAUGGUGCUCCUUUCAAAUGAUGCUUUAUGAGUUUUGAGGCCGGGUUUCUUUGUGUAGCCUUGACAAUCCUGGAAUUUGCUUUGUAGACCAACCUGGCUUUGAACUCACAGAAAUCCUCCUGCCUCUGUCUCCUGGGAUUAAAAACUUAUACCACCACCAUCCAGCAAUAGUUACAUACCAUUUUUGUGAUUGUUUAGCUCAACUGUAUGAACUCCAGCAAGGCAAGAGAAAUGUCUGCUGCUUCCAUUUUCAGAGCCUAGCUCAGAGCUUGGCUUCUAGGAAUCAGCUUGCUAAGGGCUCAUUGGACCUCAAAGGAAGAGUGGAUGCCCAACAUGAAUAAGGCUUUGACUUCAGCCCCCAGCGCCCCAAACCCAUAGAAGUGUGGAGUGUUUUCUUCAGGGUAUGGGGAGAAUGGAUGGAAGGUCACUUCAGCUGUUUCCCUAGCUUCCCUGGUCUUGUUCAGUCACUUACGGUCCUUUGCAGAAAUACAAAAUGUUCUCCCAGCCUUUGUGUGUCCCUUUCCAUACAAGGGAAGGUCAUCUUGUCACUUGAUAAUUAUAUUAAACACAUGAUUCUUUACUGA
Messenger RNA from Arvicola amphibius (Eurasian water vole), 5423 nucleotides. It is a transcript of the gene Crk, whose product is annotated as CRK proto-oncogene, adaptor protein. Bases 133 to 1047 code for a protein of 304 amino acids. Gene Ontology annotation, molecular function: protein binding. NCBI's taxonomy places the organism in Eukaryota, Metazoa, Chordata, Mammalia, Rodentia, Cricetidae. The transcript has 3 exons. The record is from RefSeq and is a predicted model, not a curated record.